CUAACGGACAGCGAUGGUGGUUGGAACGGGCUCGCACUAGUGUGGCGGGCGCGCAACAAAACGCUCGCUUGUACAUGUACACAGCUGACCUUAUUUAUCCAAUUUGAUCUUGAACGAGAGGUCGAUAAACCUUUAUUGCAUAGUGUGAACAUACUUCCAAGCCAUCCAGUCGAACUGGAAAUUGGUUUUAGUUUGUUUGUUUUUAUGGAACGCUCAAAAUGGUGGAAGUCAAAAUAACUGAUGACAUUAGAAUUGGCGGCAAUAAUCCGUGUUUUAUAAUAGCGGAAGCGGGACAGAAUCACCAAGGUGACAUCGAGAUCGCAAAAAAAUUAAUAAAAGCUGCUAAGGAAGCUGGAGCCAGCUGCGUGAAGUUUCAAAAGACAUGUCUCGGCGAGAAAUUUACAAAAAAAUAUCUAGAAAGGCCUUACGACAACCCAAACUCGUGGGGAAAGACUUAUGGAGAACACAAAAGUCAUUUGGAAUUCUCCGAUACACAAUACAGAGAAUUGUUUAGAUACGCUCAGGAGGUCGGGAUUUUAUUCACCGCCUCUGCCAUGGACAUGGUAUCUUUUGACUUUCUGGUUAACCUAAAAGUACCAUUCAUAAAAAUCGGCUCAGGGGACUCGAACAACUUGCUCUUUCUAAAGUACGCUGCUUCGAAAAAGAUUCCUUUAAUUAUAUCAACGGGGAUGGUCGACAAAACUGCCGUAAAGACAAUUUACGAUAUCAUUUCCUCGGACCACAAGCAGUUCUGUUUGCUUCAUUGCAUAUCGGCGUAUCCGGUGCCAUUUGAAGACUGCAAUCUGACUGUUUUACAAGACUAUAAGAAUACUUUUGACGUUCCCGUCGGAUACUCCGGUCAAGAGCUUGGCACCGCAGUCGCACUGGGUGCGGUUGCUUUGGGCGCAAAGGUGCUAGAAAAACAUAUAACUCUGGAUAAAAGCAUGAAGGGAACUGACCACGUUUGUUCAUUAACUCCGUCCGAGUUUCAGCAACUGGUUCGCGACGUGCGCGUCAUCGAAGCCUCACUUGGAACUCCCAUUAAAAAAGUAGUGACAUCAGAAAUACCAUGCAUCGACAAAUUGCAAAAAUCUCUAGUGAUGGGCUCAACUAAAAAUAAAGGUGAGAUAUUAUAUCCGGGUGACGUGAAGAUCAAGGUCGCGGAACCAAAAGGCCUGAACGCGCUUCACUUGGAAGACGUUAUAUACAAAACUCUAGUAUACGAUAAGAAAGAAGAUGAACCCCUCAACGAAGGUGAUUUCUGUUAAAGAAGCCAUUAUUUCUUAUAUUACUAUACAAUAAAUAUAGAUAUAUGAGUUUAUUGCGACAUAGAGCGCUGAUUCCAGACUCUGCUCAAAAUAAUUGCACAAUAAAUGAUAGUUGGUAGAUUGUUAGCUAUGUAAAUAUUACGAAAAUUAUUAAAAAACAUUUUACUAAUAAUAUACUUUUGAAUAGCGCAUAAUAUAUAUUAUAAGUUACAAAAAAAUAUGUUAAAAAAAAUUUAUGAUUAAAAUUUAAGAUAGCAUGUACGGAAUAUACACAAAUAAAUGGACAUUUGUCAUUGUAAAUGUGGUAAUAAAUUAUUUUAU
Bombyx mandarina (wild silkworm) is the source of this 1589-nucleotide messenger RNA. RefSeq names its product N-acetylneuraminic acid synthase (gene NANS). Gene Ontology annotation, biological process: carbohydrate biosynthetic process. Gene Ontology annotation, molecular function: N-acylneuraminate-9-phosphate synthase activity. The record is from RefSeq and is a predicted model, not a curated record. NCBI's taxonomy places the organism in Eukaryota, Metazoa, Arthropoda, Insecta, Lepidoptera, Bombycidae.